AUGGAUAAUGGUAAUCAACUAACACUUGAACAAGAAUUUAAAUUAGCUAUAUAUAUAAAAAAAAUCAAUAAGCUAGAUAAUAAUAAUACAAAAAAACACUUAAUGAUAAUAUUAAAACAAAUGAUGAUUAAAGAUAAUAUAAUAAAAUAUUUUAUCAAAAAUUCUAUACCUUAG
Chondrus crispus (carragheen) is the source of this 174-nucleotide messenger RNA. NCBI's taxonomy places the organism in Eukaryota, Rhodophyta, Florideophyceae, Gigartinales, Gigartinaceae. The record is from the annotation of a RefSeq genome assembly.